ACAGACGAUAGAAGAAUAUGUUGCAAAAUAUGCUUAAAUUUUCGGUUGUGAAUAGAUAUUUGCUGAGAUUUUCGCAUAUUCAGUCAGUGCAAUACCCCUUUUCAAAACGAAACAUAAUUCAGCUUCUAAAGCCCCUUUGUGUUGGAGUUACACAAAAGCCUUGGUUUAACGAAUUUAACCAGUGGCUUAACUGUGCAAAAAAUGUGCACACGAGUUCAGGGAUGCAUAUCAUAUAUUUUGCUAAAACUGAGACCAAGGCCACAAAAAAGAAAGUGGAAAAAGAGGCUAAACCUGAUGUCAAACCUAAAACUUCCAAGAAGGAACAACCACCAGCUGAACCAACUGAAGUUACAAACGGAACAAAUGAAAAAAAAAUUACAAAACGCAAUAAAGCAGAACCUGUAAGCGUUGAAAAUGUCGAGGAAACUGUUGCACCUAAAGCAAGGAAAAACAAGGCUACAUCUUCCAAGAAGGAAAAUACUAAAGUACCACCUGCUGAACCAGCUGAAGGUGAAAACGAGACAACCGAAAAAAGAAUAACAAAACGUAGGAAAGCAGCAGAACCCGUAAGCGCUGAAAGUAAGGAGGAACCUAAGGCAAAGAAAACUAAGGGUAAAACUGCCAAGAAGGCAGACAGUGGAAAUAAAGAAGAAACCCAAGUGGAAGAAGCGAAAAAACCUCAAAAACGCAAAGCUGUUGCUAGUAAGAAAGAGACUGAGCCAGAUAGUACAAAGGCGCCUAAAAAUUCGACAGUAACUAAUUGGGAAAAUAUAAAUUUCAAAUGCACUACGAAAUCCCCGAAAGGAAAAGCUCCCAACUUUCAUAUCACUACGUGGAAUGUAGGCGGAUUAAGAAGCUGGUUAAAGAAGGGAUGCCUUGAUAUCCUGAAGUAUGACGAACCAGAUAUACUUUGUAUUCAAGAGACUAAGUGCGCUGUAGAUAAAUUACCAGAAGAAGUCAAGACUAUAGAAGGUUAUGAAACAUUGUGGUGUAGUAGCGAUAAAGAUGGCUAUGCAGGUGUAGGCAUUAUGGUUAAAGAUAAACCACUUAAUGUUAUUUAUGGGAUUGACUCUAAAGAACAUGAUACAGAGGGCAGAUGUAUCACUGUGGAGUAUGAAACUUUCUUUGUAGUCAACGUAUAUGUCCCCAAUGCAGGUCGAAAACUAGUCACCUUGCCAAAACGUUUAGAUUGGAACGAACAAUUCGAGAAGUUUAUUAAAAAUUUGGACUCCCAAAAACCAGUCAUAAUUUGUGGGGAUAUGAACGUGGCACACAAAGAGAUUGACUUGGCCAAUCCCAAAACCAACACCAAAAAUGCUGGGUUUACAGUGGAGGAACGUGACGGCAUGACUGCUUUUCUUGGAAACGGUUAUGUUGAUAUUUAUCGCCACUUAUAUCCCGAGAAGGAAAAAGCUUACACUUUCUGGACCUACAUGGGAAAUGCCAGAGCUAAGAACGUUGGAUGGCGCUUGGAUUAUUUCUUAGUCUCCCAAAGAUUUGUGGACAACGUUUGCGAUAACAUAAUACAUAGUGAUGUUCUGGGGUCGGACCAUUGCCCCCUUUCACUCCACAUCCAGAUUUAAGUGUUUGGGCCAGUUUUUCAACUUUUUUUAUAUUCGUUUGAGUUUUGUUUUUAUUACAUUACAUGUGUCGAAAUAAGUUUUAAUAAAUGCUGAAUUUCCCUUUAAAAUAGUAGGUUUGUCAUUAAAACAAAGUUUCAUUUUCCAAUACUGUAUUUACUAUAGUUUGUACUAAAUUAGUGUUCAAUUUGUU
Messenger RNA from Tribolium castaneum (red flour beetle), 1773 nucleotides. Its product is annotated as exodeoxyribonuclease-like. Gene Ontology annotation, molecular function: DNA-(apurinic or apyrimidinic site) endonuclease activity; phosphoric diester hydrolase activity; double-stranded DNA 3'-5' DNA exonuclease activity. Gene Ontology annotation, biological process: base-excision repair. The record is from RefSeq and is a predicted model, not a curated record. Gene Ontology annotation, cellular component: nucleus. The transcript is spliced from 9 exons. The coding region runs from base 18 to 1583 and encodes 521 amino acids. Lineage: Eukaryota; Metazoa; Arthropoda; Insecta; Coleoptera; Tenebrionidae.